ACCUACGAUGAAUUUUCUCAUUUUUUCAGCCUAAUCCAAGGUCAUCAGAGGGGAAGCGCCUUUCAUUUUGGGCCCGCUAGAAAUCCCGGUUGAUCGACUCGCGUGGAGUGGAGUGGGGUCAGUCACGAGAACAGUGGAGGGGACGGUCGAUGGUGUUGGGGCCUCGUAAGUGUGUCGAGGGCCUGUCAAGCAUCAACUUUUCCACUCUGCAUACAGAACGCGGUCACGUACGUUUUUUAAUAGUUGCACAAGGCUCUCGACAAUUUUUAGGGUGCGCGUGACAGUAGGGUUCGAUUGGUUUCUGUGGCGCGUCAAUUCUCACGACAGUGGAUCGCGCUCGGGCCCCGCAGCUGCUUCGAGAAUUGGAAUGCGGGAUCAACAUGGAGGAGGUGGCGGAUAGAUCGAUAUUGCUUGGUGAUGUCACGUACGGUCGCUGACUCUUCCGUCCAGCAUCCCGUUAACGGAGCAUGGAAUGGACGGAUCAUGUCCACUCCUCUUCCCCAGCUUCGGGGAGCAGAGCGGCUCUGAGCGGGGAGGAGGUUACUCAUCACAGAAGCUCGGUGUGUACCGACCGGGUGCAGACGCCAUCGAUUUGGGUUACCACACCCUUGAUAACAAUGCCUGUCGCACUACGUCGGCCUCAUCGUCCUCGUCGACUCUGGGCAUUGUGCCGAACCCACCGAUCCGUCAACAGCAUCAGCAACAGCAGCCACCAUUACAGUCGAAGCACCAUCUGGUUCACCAUGCUGUAGCGGACCUCUGUCAGCUUGAUGACAGUCUUUUACUGAGGAUCUUCAGCUGGCUGGGCACUCGCGACCGGUGUGCUUUAGCGCAAACCUGCCGGCGCCUCUGGGAAAUCGCGUGGCACCCGGCUCUCUGGCGGGAGGUCGAGGUGCGUUAUCAGCAGAACGCUACCGGAGCGUUGAACGCGCUCACGCGUCGCGGCUGCCACACCUGCAUUCGCCGCCUGGUUCUAGAGGGUGCCACCGGGCUACCUGGCAUCUUCGCCCAACUGCCAUUUCUCAAUCUGACUUCCCUGGUGCUGCGGCAUUCGCGUCGCGUCACCGAUGCCAAUGUCACUACCGUGUUGGAUAGUUGCGCCCACCUCAAGGAGCUUGAUCUGACCGGCUGUCCCAACGUCACCCGGACUUGCGGCCGCAUCACUACCCUGCAGCUGCAAUCGCUCGAUCUCAGCGACUGCCACAGCGUAGAGGAUUCUGGCUUGGUGCUGAGCCUGUCGCGGAUGCCGCAUCUGGGAUGUCUCUACCUGCGUAGAUGCGCUCGCAUCACCGACGCCAGCCUGGUCGCUAUCGCUUCCUACUGUGCCAGUUUACGUCAGUUGUCGGUGUCGGACUGCGUGAAGGUGACGGACUUUGGGGUGCGCGAACUGGCGGCACGUCUCGGCCCAUCUCUCCGUUACUUCUCGGUGGGCAAGUGCGACCGCGUGUCCGAUGCCGGUCUGCUGAUCGUCGCCCGUCACUGCUACAAGCUGCGUUACCUGAAUGCCCGCGGCUGCGAGGCGCUCAGCGACAGCGCAACCAUCGCCCUGGCGCGUGGCUGCCCGCGUAUGCGCGCACUGGAUAUCGGCAAGUGCGACGUCGGCGACGCGACCCUCGAAGCGCUCUCCACUGGGUGCCCCAAUCUGAAGAAGCUGUCUCUGUGCGGAUGCGAGAGGAUCACCGAUGCCGGCCUCGAGGCGCUGGCCUAUUACGUACGUGGCUUGCGGCAACUCAACAUCAGCGAGUGCCCCAGAGUCACGUGGGUCGGCUAUCGCGCGGUCAAACGCUACUGCCGACGAUGUGUCAUAGAGCAUACUAAUCCUGGGUUCUGUAGCUGAUCUAACGCGGCUUAACAUAUCGUUUAUGUUUUGACGACCUUAAGUAGCGAUGUGAGGAAGUUUCCCUGAGAGAUUGUACUCCGGAAACACGAGGAAACUUUGAGAUAUUCUGAGAAUAAAAAUAUAAAUGUUUUUCAGCUAAAAUAUUCGAAAAUAUGUUAAGAGUAAUUAAUUUUUUUGAUAUUUUGAUAACAUUAUAAAAUUUCUUUGUAAUAUAAUAUUUUUUAUUUUUUUAUUUUUUAGAAUAUUCUUUAAAUCUAAAGAUAUUUCGAAAACGUACAAUAUAUUCUCAGAAUAUGUAAUCACCUCACAUUGCUGGUCUCCCAAGUACCAGACUGUAAUAUAGCAGAAGUUUAUAGGGAAUUAUAAACCCAAAUUUUUAUCCGAGUUUACGCGACGAUAAUUGUUAUUCUUUUCGAUCGACGAGAGAGAAUGAUGAAGAGCGAAUUGUUAAUCUGAGAUCAAUAAUUUGUAUCACCUGAAAUCUAUUUAUUAACGGGCUAUCAUUCUGUCGCUCGCAAGCAUGAAUUUGUAAAAAGAUGAUUUGUUUCACGAUUGGUUGUAAAAAUAUAUACAUAUGUUUGCUUCAAAAAUCGUGCGUGCUAUUUAUUGUUUCUUGUAAUUUAAUGAAUCGCGUAAAGAUAAUAAAUCGUUUCUAUUCUGUAACAAUAUUUUGUAAUUUAUUGUAACAACAAUACGACAUUAAAUAUGCUUAUUUGUGGAUGUCAAUUAAAA
Molecule: messenger RNA, 2572 nt
Organism: Ooceraea biroi (clonal raider ant)
Lineage: Eukaryota; Metazoa; Arthropoda; Insecta; Hymenoptera; Formicidae
Gene: Fbxl7
Product: F-box and leucine-rich repeat protein 7
Biological process (GO): SCF-dependent proteasomal ubiquitin-dependent protein catabolic process
Cellular component (GO): SCF ubiquitin ligase complex
Molecular function (GO): protein binding
Source: RefSeq, a predicted model, not a curated record